UAUUGUUCCCAUUUUACAGAUUAGGAAACUGAUGCUUACUAUGUGCCAGACAGUCUUCUAAGUGCUUUAUGUAAAUUAACUUUUUAAUUAUUACAACAACAAUCUGUGAGUUAGGUACUGAAUUAUCCAUAUUUGCAUAGGGGGAAACUUAGGCGCGUAGCAGUUAUUUAGCUUGCCUGUGUUUGUGCCAAAAAGUAAGUGAUGAAGCCAAGAUUUGAAACUUGGCAUUCUGCUUUUAGAACCUGAAUGCUUAGCUAUCACCCUAUAUAGCCUCUCCCAUCUAGUUUUAUUACCACAUUCCUUGCUUUCUCUGACAUACCCACUCAUCUAUUCAAUCUUCUUUUCAGCCAUGCAGCAUAUAAAUCCAUCUCUGCUUGGGGCCGGUAUCUGUGUGUUACGAUGUGUGUGUGUGUGUAUGUAGUAAUAAUGAUUUACAUAACAUUACAUAUUUUUUCAAAGCGAACCCUAUUGCAUUGCUUCUGCAUGCCAACUUGAGUCAAAUACUGCAUUCCGGAGGCCAGUCUGCUCCCAUUCAUAACCACUGGUUUUAUGUUAGGACCAGUCUGCUCCAUACCUUUUUCCUGCUAGUUCUCCACACCUUCCCCCCAAAUGGAUGCUGGCCCAAGGCUGAGGAUUCUUUUUUCUUUUUUUUUUUUCAAGGCUGAGGAUUCUUGAGAGAAUACUAAUUUGAUUCUUUAGCUCUUUGCCAGGAAUUCUAGCCAACUUUUCUUUUCUGCAGUAGUUUUUGAUUCUUGGUUUUGUUUUAUUGGCACAGGCUAUGGCAGCUAACAGUAAGUGCUAGCUAUAGGUCCUAAGCAAUUAGUACAACCAUUAGCUAAUUUAAACCCCAAAGUAACCUGAUGAGGAAAUUAUUGUGAUUCCCAGCCUAAAUAAGUUAACAUUAAGACUGAGAGUAUUUGAAUAGUAUGCCCAAUAUCACACAGCUAGAAAUUGAAGAGCUGGCAGUAAAUCUUAGAUCUUUCACACUUUUCUUGUGAUGCAGUUUAUAAAUAGAGUGCCUGGCGCACAGAAGUAACUCAUUAUUAUUUUCCUGUAUCUUUCUAAAUGAAUACACUGGCUAAGUGUGCAAGGAGACGAUUUCAACAAAUGUAAUUACCAAUUAAUAGGAGACAUCUUUCUGAAUUUUUUAGGAAAGACGUGUGAGAUGAUCUCAGAGUGUUUUUUAUAAUGAAAGGUGAAUUUUUAGUUAUGUAUACCUUAUGUGGUUUUUUUGGAGAUGGAGUAGGAGAAUACAGGGGAUUUUUCUUAAAAAGAGUUAUUUUGUAUUUUUUAUCAUAAUUUCUAAGUAACUUAGAAUAUUGAAGUUUAUGAAGAAAAAGGCCUUAUUGAAGUCUUGGGCAAAUACUGCUGUAAGUGGGAGAGGUCUUUAAAGGAAUUUAAGGAAUGGUGUUGGAAAUAUCUCUAGUAUGCCAAAUAUAAACUCUUCAGGGAAGCUGAGAUUUAAGUAGUUUUCCUACUUUACAGUAUUACCAGUUUUCUGAGUCAGGGAGGGAAGAAGGAAGGUUUCAUUUUAAGUUGAAGUGAAUGUUAUUUCCUUUGGGUUAGAUUGGAAGAAUUUUUCCUUUAGGUAUCAGCGUGGCCCAAAUCACCUAAUGCUGCCUUUGGCUGAUACAGCAUUACUGUCUGGUUUCUGGCCACUUGACCUUCCUUCUGUGACUAUGAUUCCCCAGUGGUUUAGAAUUCUCUCAUGGGAAUGAGGAGUCCGUGGACAGCACAAUGUUUGCUUUUCAUAUGACCACGAUUACCCUAUUUAAAUUCCACAUCUCAGUGUCUCUGUUGCCUCACCUAAUAUUUCACAGUGCCUAACAGAAAUUAUAUGUAUACUAACAAUAAGACUUUGCAGGCUUAUUUAUAUCAUUUUGGGCUACUGACUGAAGAUAUUAUUUAUUAUAACAAAAUGGUGAUAGAGUCUUUUAUGGGUUCUAUGGGGGGAACAGUCAGGAAGAAAGCUACUUGGGGGAUUGCUGUCUACAGCAGUAAGUAUAAAGGUCCUAAAGUAUUCUGUCUAAAGUAGCCAGUCUACAAUACUUGAGACACCAAGCAUUAAUCACAGUGGUGUUAUGAUCUAAGAUCAGUGACAGAUUUCCUCCUGCCAUUUGCUGCUGUGUCCACUCUGGCUACAGAGAGCACUUCUGUAGUAAUCAAAACAGAAGGUUUUGUUAUUGUAUUAAGUGGCCUGUUCAUAAAAUACUUAUUUUUGUCCAAUGCCUGAUAUGGGCAGCAGAUCAUUCAAGUUUCUUUUAGUGACUUAGUGUGGAUUGGUUAUGGAAUUAGCCUAAGCUUUACAUCAUAGCUUACAUCGUGAAAGUAAAAACUUACAUGAAUAUUUUCUGUAUUGCUUUAUUAAGUGUUUUGCAAAGUUACUUUCCAGCUUGAAUGAUUAUGAAAACAGUCACUCAAAAUUAAAGUAUUGCCUUUUGUACUUUUUUUCUGUAAACUGAUUUUAAAGUGUCCUAAACUUUAUUGGAGAUACUUACAUGUGUACUUACAUUUAUGUAAUGUGACACAGUCAGCAUUGAUGAUCUAUACUAUAGAUUGUGAAAAUGUAGUGAUUUUCUUUUAUCAAAGUUUGUAUUACAUCUAUUGAAUUUUUAUUAUGUGGUAUUCAUCACUCCUGCCUUAACCAUUGUUAUGUAACUAAAUAAAUACACUCAAAAUCUGGGGAGAAACUGCUUAGCUUAUUUCCUAUUCAGUGGUAGAAUCCUGUUAGAAUCUCAGAUUCCAAAUGGAGCUUCUCUUGGUUCUAUCUCUUUCCCUGCAUUUCUGCAAGAACUCCUGCAUAUUUCAGGCAGACUGCCAGCUGCGUGUCUUCAGAUCACUUCCAAAUCACUUAGCUCUGUACACUUCUUAGAAGGCUAAGUCUUUUCAUAGGUUCUGUACUUAAGACAGUUCCUCCUUCCAUAGUCAUGUGUUUAAAGUCGCCAGAUGUCGUGUGGCCCAGAUAGGAGGGUAGGGAUGCAUCCCUAGGAAACAGAAGCUACUUUAAAUUUUCAAUGACAGCAAGUGUAGUGAGUUGUGCAAGGAAGAACCAGUUGUAGCUGUUGCCAUACUUUUCAAAGACAUAGCUGUAAGUCUUUCCUCAUCUGUAUCCACGUCAUUGUUAAAAUGUUAAACAAACUAAUCGCUUUUAGGACUGUUGGGCUCUGCUUUGUUCCAGUGUGGACCUAAGUAUCUUUCAGUACAGCCCAAUCGUGGUCAUUUUUGGAUUCUCCAAGAAAGAGAGAGGAAAUACAGCUUGUGAGAAUACACCACUUUCUGAUAUCAGUGUGACUUUCUGAUCAACACAUCAAGACUGACAUUUGAGAUGCAACAGCUUGAGAGACAAGUUAUUGAUGCUGAACGUCAAGCAGAAAAAGCUUUCCAACAGGUACAAGUUAUGGAAGAGAAAUUAAAAGCAGCUAAUAUUCAAACCAGUGAAUCGGAGACAAGGUUAUAUAAAAAGUGUCAAGAUCUGGAGACCCUGAUACAGGAAAAAGAUGAUAUCAUACAAAACUUGGAACUGCAACUUGAAGAGCAGAAACAAAUAAGGAUACAAGAAGCUAAAAUUAUAGAAGAGAAAGCAGCUAAGAUCAAAGAAUGGGUAACACUUAAGUUAAAUGAGCUGGAAUUGGAGAAUCAGAAUCUUCGUUUGAUCAACCAAAACCAAACCGAAGAGAUAAGAACAAUACAGGCAAAACUACAAGAAGCGCAAGGGAAGAAGUCAUCCAGUGUUUCCAUGCCAAAGCUUUCGGAAGGCCAGCGCCUAAGCAGUUUGACCUUCGGGUGCUUUUCAUCCCGAGCGAGGAGUCCUCCUCAAGUAGUAAAAUCUGAGGAAAUGAGCAAGAUACCAUCUAAAGAACCUGAGUUCACUGAAGGAAAACACAUAGAAGAAAUGGAAAUUCCAGAAAAGUCUGUCGAUAACCACAUUCAAGAAAACAGCCGAGGUCAGAGAACUUUGCGUCAAACCCCUUGUGGCUCAGAGCAGAACCGGAAAUCAAGAACAAGUCUCGCUACAGAGGGCGGCAUCUCCCAGAAUUCUGGGGCUCCCGGGAGUGACUGGAGUUCUGAUGAGGAAGACGGGAGCAAAGGAAGAUCCAAGUCCAGGUACACGUCCACCCUGUCCAGCCACACGUCAGAGGAAGGGGUCCGGUGCAGCAGGAUGGGCAGUGAACCCUAUCUGACAGCGUCCGAUGACAGCAGUUCUAUAUUUGAAGAAGAGACUUUCGGCAUAAAGAGACCAGAGCACAAGAAGCUGUAUUCUUGGCAGCAGGAAGCACAGUGGAAAGCUCAGAAUAGUCUUCUUGGAAAGGGAAAUCCCGAGUCGAGUAAAAAGGAGCACGAUAGUUCCUCAGAUGAACUGAAUAAAAAAUUUCAGUCUCAGAGGCUGGAUUAUUCAUCGUCAUCGAGUGAGGCCAACACCCCAAGCCCGAUUUUGACCCCAGCUUUGACUCCAAAGCAUCCUAACCUACUGCCUGGAAAAGGAACCCAAUUAGUGCCUUCAUCCAACCUGCCACCCCCCAAGUUAAGGAUUCCUAAUGUUUUCAGUAUAAGUGUAGCACUGGCCAAAAGGCACCUAAGCCAGCCGCAGUUAAGUUCCGAUAGGAUGUUUGGUACAAACAGAAAUGCCAUAAGCAUGAUCCGGCCACUGAGACCCCAGGAAACAGACCUGGAUCUGGUGGAUGGCGACAGUACGGAAGUUUUGGAGAAUAUGGACACCAGUUGUGACGACGGGUUGUUCUCCUAUGACUCCCUGGAAUCCCCGUGUUCAGAUGACCAGGAAAGCUGUGACUCAGCCAAGAAGGCGGCGUGCAGCAAACCUCCGACUCCUCCCCUGCACCGUUUUCCCUCCUGGGAAAGCAGAAUUUAUGCUGUGGCCAAAUCAGGCAUUCGGAUGUCUGAGGCCUUCAAUAUGGAGAAUGUUAAUAAAAAUUCUGUUGCAAUGCUUUCCUAUACCACAUCAGGACUUUAUACAUCUCUGAUAUACAAGAAUAUGACAACUCCAGUGUAUACAACAUUGAAGGGGAAGGCGACCCAGAUAAGCAGCAGCCCGUUCCUGGAUGAGUCCUCUGGAUCAGAGGAAGAAGAGAGUUCCAGAUGCAGCUCCCGGACGUCAGAGUCUGACUCGCGCAGCCGGAGUGGGCCAGGCAGCCCCAGAGCCAUGAAGCGAGGUGUGUCUCUGUCUUCCGUGGCUUCUGAAAGUGACUAUGCUAUCCCCCCAGAUGCCUACUCCACAGACACCGAGUGCUCGCAGCCGGAGCAGAAGCUCCCUAAAACGUGCUCGUCUUCCAGUGAUAACGGGAAAAACGAGCCACUGGAAAAAUCUGGCUAUUUAUUAAAAAUGAGCGGUAAAGUCAAGACUUGGAAGCGGAGAUGGUUUGUUCUGAAAGGUGGUGAAUUACUUUACUACAAAUCUCCGAGUGAUGUAAUUAGAAAACCCCACGGCCAUAUUGAACUUAGUGCAUCCUGCAGUAUUUUAAGAGGAGACAACAAACAAACAGUCCAGUUGACCACUGAAAAGCACACAUACUAUCUGACUGCAGAUUCUCCCAAUAUAUUGGAGGAAUGGAUUAAGGUAUUACAGAAUGUUCUUCGAGUACAAGCUGCCAACCCGCUUUCACUGCAGACUGAGGGCAAACCAACGGUGAAGGGCCUGCUCACGAAGGUGAAGCAUGGCUACUCCAAGAGAGUCUGGUGUACACUAGUAGGAAAAACGUUAUAUUAUUUUCGAAGUCAAGAAGAUAAGUUGCCUUUAGGUCAGAUCAAACUCUGGGAGGCUAAAGUUGAAGAGGUUGACAGAUCCUGUGAUUCAGAUGAAGAUUAUGAAGCCAGUGGGCGAAGUCUGUUAUCCACACAUUACACCAUCGUGAUCCACCCCAAAGACCAAGGUCCCACUUACCUCCUGAUUGGGUCCAAGCAUGAAAAGGACACUUGGCUUUAUCACCUGACCGUUGCAGCUGGAAGUAACACUGUAAAUGUUGGAUCUGAAUUUGAACAACUCGUUUGUAAAUUGCUAAAUAUUGAAGGGGAACCUUCCUCUCAGAUAUGGAGACAUCCUACUUUGUGUCACAGCAAGGAAGGAAUUGUUUCCCCUCUGACAACACUGCCUUCUGAAGCUCUACAGACAGAAGCUAUUAAAUUAUUUAAGACCUGCCAGCUUUUUAUCAAUGCUGCAGUUGACUCCCCUGCAAUUGAUUACCACGUAUCGCUAGCCCAGAGUGCUUUGCAGGUCUGCCUGACACAUCCUGAGCUACAGAAUGAAAUUUGCUGUCAGCUCAUUAAACAGACAAGACGGAGACAGCCACAGAGCCAACCAGGACCAUUGCAGGCCUGGCAGCUCUUGGCGCUCUGUGUGGGGCUCUUCCUUCCCCAUCAUCCUUUCCUGUGGCUUCUCAGGCUCCACCUUAAGAGGAAUGCAGAUCCCAGGACAGAAUUUGGAAAAUAUGCCAUUUAUUGCCAGCGAUGUGUAGAAAGAACACAACAAAAUGGAGAUCGGGAAGCCAGACCCUCAAGAAUGGAAAUCCUUUCGACCCUUCUUCGAAAUCCUUAUCAUCACUCUUUGCCCUUCAGCAUCCCUGUGCACUUCAUGAAUGGCAUCUAUCAGGUCGUUGGAUUUGAUGCAUCCACCACAGUGGAAGAAUUUCUGAACACUUUGAACCAGGAUACGGGAAUGAGGAAGCCAGCCCAGUCUGGAUUUGCCUUGUUCACCGAUGAUCCUUCUGGCAGGGAUUUAGAGCAUUGUCUUCAAGGAAACAUCAAGAUUUGUGACAUUAUUUCUAAGUGGGAACAGGCUUCCAAAGAACAGCAGCCUGGGAAAUGGGAAGGUACGAGAACUGUUCGUCUAACUUAUAAAAACAGACUGUAUUUCUCCAUGCAAGCUCGUGGGGAGACUGAUAGAGAGAAGUUGCUGUUAAUGUAUCAGACAAACGACCAAAUAAUAAACGGACUUUUCCCUCUGAACAAGGACCUGGCAUUGGAAAUGGCGGCUCUGUUAGCUCAGGUGGAGAUUGGAGAUUUUGAAAGACCUUUUUCAACCCCAGCAGGCCAUGUUACUAAUCAGUGCAAAGCAAACCAAACUCUAAAACAAGUCAUAGAGAAAUUUUACCCUAAAAGGUAUAGAGAUGACUCCUCUGAAGAGCAGGUAAGGCAGCUUUGCCAGCGACUAUCAACCAGAUGGAUGGCCCUCCGGGGACACAGUGCUGCUGAUUGUGUGCGAAUUUAUUUGACAGUAGCCAGGAAGUGGCCAUUCUUUGGUGCCAAGUUGUUCCUUGCAAAACCCAUAACUCCAUCAUCGCUUGGAAAUACUUUCCUGUGGCUGGCUAUACAUGAGGAUGGUUUAAGCAUCUUAGAAUACAGCUCCAUGAGGUUAAUAGUCAGCUAUGUGUACAAGAGUCUAAUGACAUUUGGAGGAUAUCAAGAUGACUUUAUGAUGGUCAUUAGCAAUACGCAUUCAAAGGACAAACCAACAGAGAAAUUACUUUUUGCCAUGGCAAAACCCAAGAUUCUUGAAAUCACGCUUUUGAUCGCCAGUUACAUAAACAACUUCCAUCAGCAAAAGGCUGCGUUUCACCACCUCUCUGCUCCAGCAUUGCUCUCAGCCCGGAACCAGGGUCCCCACGCCAGGACGAUGGGAAGCCAGCCUCUGCUCUCAAGCAGCAGACCAACCAAAGGCCCCACUUUACUCUGAAAGUGUGGGGGGCCUGAACAUCACUCCCUGUCCUCUAAGCAGUGGCUGCAUCUGCUCCAAAUAAGUUUAUUUACAUCCUGGCAACAUGGCACCCACAUACUCGUAUUCCAGAUUUUAAAAAUAAUGAAGGUUAUUUGUUUUAUUUAUAAAUAUUCAAAUGAAUACUAAUAACACAUAACACACAAAAUUUGCACACAUACUGAUGUUCUCCUGGAUUAAAUGGGUUAGAAUUUGUAAUUUUUUUCUGUCUCCCUUCUCCCUUGCUAUCCGACACAUCAUGUAAUAUGGUUUUUUUUAUUUUUUCUUCUUCUUCUUUUAAAAAACAUUCUGGCAAUCUUUAGAAAGGGAGAUUCCAAACUCUCAUUUGGCAAACAAGUUGAAUAUUUGGAAAUAAUGCCAAAAAGCUAAGUACUGUAAUUAAAUGUAUUUUAAUUAAUGUGUUUGGAAAGAAGUGGUGUGCACAGUGUAAGAAACAGCUGCAGGAUGGUGUUUAUGUAUAAAUUUUUAGAGCCAGUUCAGUAAAUCUUCUGGCCUGAUGAAUCAUUGUGUGAGAAAACAGGAGUUAGGUAACCAGAACUUCCUAUGUAAUAUUAGGAAGCAUACACCAUCAGCUUUCAGAUCACUAGAGUGUAAAAUUUAAAACGAGACAGUGAUUCCUGACAUUCCUUGGUUGUCAACAGAGCCUGCGUUUACUGGAAUAUUGCCCACAUUUCAUUGCAUUUGAUGCUGGGCCAUCUUGACCUUGGUUUGUUAAAUAAUAAUAUCGUUGAAAACAAAGACAGUUCUUAAAUUUUUGCCUCAUAUAGUCCUUUUUCAUGGUAGUUUGAAAAUAAAUUCCAAAAAAAUCCUAUAUAAUAAAAGUCUAAUAUGCAAAUCAAACAGUGGAACAACCGGUGGAAUGACCGGUCUCUAUUAUGUGCACUGAC
Messenger RNA from Myotis myotis, 8610 nucleotides. RefSeq names its product pleckstrin homology, MyTH4 and FERM domain containing H2 (gene PLEKHH2). Gene Ontology annotation, biological process: negative regulation of actin filament depolymerization. The transcript is spliced from 29 exons. The record is from RefSeq and is a predicted model, not a curated record. Gene Ontology annotation, cellular component: cytoplasm; cytoskeleton. Lineage: Eukaryota; Metazoa; Chordata; Mammalia; Chiroptera; Vespertilionidae. Bases 3326 to 7684 code for a protein of 1452 amino acids. Gene Ontology annotation, molecular function: actin binding.